Aspergillus caelatus is the source of this 345-nucleotide messenger RNA. RefSeq lists its product as uncharacterized. The coding region runs from base 1 to 345 and encodes 114 amino acids. The record is from RefSeq and is a predicted model, not a curated record. Lineage: Eukaryota; Fungi; Ascomycota; Eurotiomycetes; Eurotiales; Aspergillaceae. The transcript is spliced from 3 exons.
AUGGUUAAGAUUCUCUGCCUCGCUGCCUUGGGCCUUGCUGCCCUUUCUCAGGCUACUAAGCUGCACGUCAACAACGGUUACAUUACCGUCGACGACGCCGCUGUCCGCAGCUCCAUUGACGUCAGCCCUCCUGUGAACAUUUACGCCCGGUUCGAUGGCAGCUCCAACAAGGAAAAGGCCAAGCCUGGCUGCAAGCUGGAGGGGGCGUCAUGGGAAAGCAGCUAUGGUGAUAUUUACUUUGGCGAGGACAACUGCCUCUAUGACUCCAAGGGCCAGAACAUCAACGGCCAGUGCUGCAAGCCAGAGGGUAAUCUGCCCGAGGUCAAGAACCCCUACUACGGCUAA